Pleuronectes platessa (European plaice) is the source of this 2256-nucleotide messenger RNA. Its product is annotated as E3 ubiquitin-protein ligase TRIM68. Bases 58 to 1899 code for a protein of 613 amino acids. Lineage: Eukaryota; Metazoa; Chordata; Actinopteri; Pleuronectiformes; Pleuronectidae. Gene Ontology annotation, molecular function: protein binding; zinc ion binding. The transcript is spliced from 2 exons. The record is from RefSeq and is a predicted model, not a curated record.
CAUGGGUUCUAAAUCUACUCAAGAGGUCGGUUCAGCUGUUGGGAUCUGGAGAGGUUAAUGGGAAGGACUGGCGCAGCUAUGUUUAGUAUCGUCACAGUCACUGGUGCCUUUAAGAGAAGAGCGAGUGGAGAUCAGCAACAUGAGGCAGGAGCGUGUAAUGUGACUUUCCAAAUAGAAACGAAAGCAGCAGAGGCGCCGCGUCUGGAAACACAAACACACUCCUCUCCGCUCUGCAACACACAGAAUCUAGAUAUGGCGUCUGCCGGCAGUGUGUUGUCUAAGGAGCAGCUCCUCUGCCCCAUCUGUCUGGAUCUGUUCGACCAGCCGGUCUCCACUCCUUGUGGGCACAACUUCUGCAGAGACUGCGUACAGGGAUACUGGAAGAGCGCGAAUGUGUCGCAGUGCCCCAUGUGCAAGCAGAAGUUCCCCCGGAGGCCCGAGCUCAAAGUGAACACCUUCAUUUCAGAGGUGGCCUCCCAGUUCAAGAAGUCGUUGGAGAAAAAAGACAAAAGCGAAGCCAGCGCAGGGGGCCGAUGUUCGGGAAACGUUUCAUGUGACGUGUGCGUCGGGAAAAGAGUCAAGGCUCAGAAAUCCUGCCUGGACUGUUUGGCCUCCUUCUGUGAGACCCAUCUGGAGCCUCAUCAUGUUCUAGGCACCUUCAAAAAACACCGGCUGGUCAAUCCCACGAUGGACAUGAGAGACAGAGUGUGUGAGAAGCACGAGAAACUCCUGGAGCUGUUCUGCAGCACCGACCAGUCGUACGUGUGCCAGCUGUGCAUCAAGAGAGACCACAAGGCACAUCGCACGGUUCCCAUUGAAGACGAGAGCAGAGAAAAGAGAGCUCAGAUCAUGAAGGUAAACCAAGAGGUGGAAGAGAGGAUCCGAGGUCGACAGCAGAAAAUCAGCAAAAUUGACAAAACCUUUGAGCUCAGCAAAGGAAGCACAGAAAGAGAGCUUGAGGAUAGUUUGCAAGUCUUCACCAAACUGCUGCAGAUUGUCCAGAGAGGACAGACGGAGGUGGUGGAGGCGAUCGGUGCAAAGCAGAAACAAGUUGAAAGCAGGGCCAGGGGACUCGUCGCUGAGCUGGAGCAGGAGAUCGAUGAGCUGAGGCGAAGAAGCACAGAGCUGGAUCAGCUCUCACACUCUGAUGAUGACUUCUACCUUCUCCAGAGCUUUCCAGCUUAUUCCGCACCACCAGCCACCAAAGACUGGUCCGACACUGAGGUGGAGAGCGCUGUGUACGUGGGCACGGUGAGGAGAGCGGUCCGGAGAGUGGUCACUCAGCUGGAGGAGACCGUCAAGACUGAGGUGAAGAGGCUGUGUGAGAGCGAGUUUCGGCGGGUUCAGCAGUUUGCUGUGAAUGUGACUCUGGACAUGGACACGGCCCAUCCCAAACUGGUGCUGUCUGAGAACAGGAAACAGGUCCAUCACGGGGAUGUGGCGCUGAGCCUCCCUGACAACCCCGAGAGAUUCUACCCCGGUGUUAGUAUUCUGGGGAAGCAGGGUUUCUCCUGUGGCAGGUUCUACUACGAGGUCCAAGUGAAAGGGAAGACAGAGUGGGAUAUCGGAGUCGGGCUGGAAUCCGUCAACAGAAAAGGAGGAAGUAUGCUCAACCCCGAAGGAGGCUACUGGACCCUGGGGAUGAGAAGGGACAAGAGCUACUGGGCGCUCAGCAGCACUCCGGUCUGCGUGCCGCUGGUCGAGAAUCCGCUGAGAGUCGGGGUCUACGUGGAUGUGGAGUGGGGGCAGGUCUCUUUUUACAAUGCGGAAUCUGCCUCCCAUAUAUACUCCUUCACUGGGUACUCCUUCAAGGAGCGACUCUUCCCCUACUUCAACCCACGGCGAAAUCAUGGUGGCAUCAACUCUGCACCUCUGAUCAUCUCGCCUGUCAACGUCUAAAAAUCGGCUCGAAUGCUUUUGGCUCUUUUUGUAUCAUUACUUCUACCAAGGAGGUUAUGUUUUCGUCUGUGUUUGUUUGUUUGUUUGUUUGUUUGUUCGCAGGAUUACGCGAAAACUACCAGACAGAUUACCAGGUUGGAAAGAUGUGGUAUGGGUCACGGAAGAAACCACUAACUUUUGGUGCAGAUCUGGAUCAGGGGGAAGAUCCAAGAUUAUUUUUUCUCUUUCUUAAACAUUUUGAAAUAGGGCAUUAUCCCACAAAAUAAUUCAUGGCUCUUGAUGGAAAAUAUGUUCAGUGGACGGAUGAUUACAUGCAAUUUGGUGCAGAUCCAGAUAAAAAUGUGUGUUUUCCUUUAA